AUGUUUGAUCUGGGCGUGCGCAAGGACUGGGAGAACAGCCCAGAGGCCUUCGUUGCGGGGAUCAAGGACAGCGGUGGCUGCAUCAGCGUCGACAAGGACGUCGCCACCCUUCUGCGCGAACGUGGACAAGACCUGGGAGAGAUCGGGGCCAUCAUCUGGUCUCACUGGCACUUCGACCACGCCGGCGACCCCCAAACGUUUCCUACCGCGACAGACCUGAUUGUUGGCCCCGGCUUCAAGGCCAAUAUCAUGCCUGGGUUCCGCGCCCUCUAUGAGAAGGUCUGCGUCGGUAACAAGGGAGAAGACGCCCAGAGUACAUUCUUCGAGGUCAUGCUUCUGGAAGAGGGUUUCGGUCGUGGUCAGCCAUGGCAUGGCAGAUCCAGAUGGAGCCACCCCGACUACGUUCGCAAAUCCGCACACCGCAAAACGCUGUUUGACAUUAUGACAGGCUUCAUCCCGAUCGAAAACGUCAAGUUCGAUAAGCGCCUGACCCAUGUCGAGCAGCGGCCGGCCGGUGUCACCCUCACGUUUUCCGACGGCACGACCGCCGAGGCUGCUAUACUUGCCGGGGCUGAUGGUAUCAGGAGCACGACCAGAGAGCAUAUCCUGAAGGAUCUAUACCCGAGCCAAGUCGCGCCUGUGUAUGCAGGUGCUUACUGCUAUCGAGCCGUCAUCCCCAUGCCCGAAGCCUACGAGAUCCUCGGCGAUCUCACAGAUGUCGCCAAGCUCUAUUUCGGACCCAAGCGUGGCGUGGCGUCUAUUGUUCGACAGGAAUUCAACUACCUCCUAUGCGUUGCUGAUUCCGACGAGGGGUGGAAACUAAAGGACGCCGUCACCGAGCGGACCACACAUGAAGCCAUGAUGGCCGAUUUCGAGGACCCAGGCAUCGACGAGAGCUUUCGAAAACUUCUGCAGAGGGCGAAGCCGGUGAAAUGGGGCCUCUUCCACCAUCUUCACACGGCGACAUACUUUCGCGAUCGCGUGGUUCUAAUACAAUGGGUGUCUUAUCCACCAGAAACAUCCCAAGGAGACUGA
Aspergillus wentii DTO 134E9 is the source of this 1035-nucleotide messenger RNA. RefSeq lists its product as uncharacterized. The transcript is spliced from 4 exons. Gene Ontology annotation, biological process: secondary metabolite biosynthetic process. The record is from RefSeq and is a predicted model, not a curated record. Bases 1 to 1035 code for a protein of 344 amino acids. Lineage: Eukaryota; Fungi; Ascomycota; Eurotiomycetes; Eurotiales; Aspergillaceae.